ACCAUAAAAACCAAAACCCUAACUUCGCUUCCUCCUCUUUCGCUCCUGCUUCAGCGGAAAAAAACUGCCACAACAAUCGUCUGUAGCAGGAGCAGCUCUCUCUGCCUCUUUCAAUCACAUAUUAUCAAUCGCUUCUAUGCCUUCGUUGGUUAUAGAGAAGACACAGGAGAAUAAGAUGAAGAAAAAAGUAGUCUUGGACACCCCAGAAAUUGACUCUGUAACUCCGAAGAAGAAGAGCAAGAAGGAGUCAAAGCUCAUGGACAUCAAAGGAGGAGGAGGAGGAGAAGAGGAGGAUGAUAGCUCGAAGAAGAAGAAGAGUAAGGAGAACAAGAAGCGAAAAGCUUUGGAGAUCGAGCAAGAGAAUGGGUUUGAAGAAGGGAAGAGCGAGACAAGCUCGGAACUUGGUGAGCCUGUGAAUUUAAAGGCUGAUUCUAAGUUGAAGAAGAAGAAAGCGAAACUGGAGGCGGAAGAGGUGGAGGAAGAGGGAGUAAAGAGCGAGAAUCCUAAUGCGGUGUCGAAGUUUCGUAUCUCAGAGCCGUUGAGGGAGAAGCUGAAGGGGAAGGGGAUUGAGUCAUUGUUUCCGAUUCAAGCCAUGACUUUUGAUAUGGUUUUAGAUGGGUCGGAUUUGGUGGGACGGGCGCGUACUGGUCAGGGUAAGACCCUUGCUUUUGUGUUGCCUAUCCUGGAGUCUUUAGUAAACGGGUCAGCCAAAUCAUCAAGGAAAACCGGAUAUGGCAAGGCUCCAAGUGUUCUGGUGCUUUUACCAACCAGGGAACUGGCGACCCAGGUGCAUGCUGACUUUGAACUUUAUGGUGGGGCAAUGGGUUUGAUGUCAUGCUGUUUAUAUGGAGGAGCUUCAUAUCACUCUCAGGAAUCUAAACUAAAGAGAGGGAUAGAUGUUGUUGUUGGAACACCUGGUCGAGUAAAGGAUCACAUCGAGAGGGGCAAUCUUGAUUUGAGCACAUUAAAGUUCAGGGUUCUUGAUGAGGCUGAUGAGAUGCUGCGAAUGGGUUUUGUUGAAGAUGUUGAACUUAUUCUUGGAAAAGUAGAGGAUGUAAGCAAAGUUCAGACACUUCUCUUCAGUGCCACCUUACCAAGCUGGGUAAAAGAUAUAUCUUCUAGGUUUCUUAAAUCAACAAAGAAAACAAUAGAUCUUGUUGGUAAUGAAAAAUUGAAGGCCAGUGCCAGUGUCAGGCAUAUUGUUCUUCCCUGUACCACUUCAGCAAUAUCUCAGCUUAUUCCUGAUAUCAUUCGUUGUUAUAGCAGUGGAGGCCGUACAAUUAUUUUUACUGAGAGAAAGGAGUCUGCUGAUCAGCUUGCUGGGUUGUUACCUGGAGCACGACCUUUGCAUGGGGAUAUCCAGCAAUCUACAAGAGAGGUCACACUUUCUGGAUUCAGAUCAGGAAAGUUCAUGACAUUAGUGGCCACAAAUGUUGCUGCUCGUGGACUGGAUAUCAAUGAUGUGCAGCUAAUUAUCCAGUGUGAGCCGCCUCUAGAUGUAGAAGCUUAUAUACAUCGAUCUGGACGUACAGGAAGAGCAGGAAAUACUGGAGUUGCUGUUAUGCUCUAUGACUCUAGAAGGCAUAAUAUUUCUAAGAUAGAAAGAGAAUCUGGUGUGAAGUUUGAGCAUGUUUCAGCUCCCCAGCCUGCUGAUAUUGCUAAAGCGGUUGGUGAAGCAGCAGCGGAAUCAAUAACUCAGAUUUCUGACAGUGUGGUUCCUGCAUUCAAGUCUGCCGCAGAGGAUUUAAUGAAUAACUCCGGUUUGUCAGCUGUUGAAUUACUUGCAAAAGCACUUGCAAAGGCUGCUGGUUAUACUGACAUAAAGAGUAGAUCACUUUUAACUUCUAUGGAGAACCAUGUUUCGCUACUACUUGAAGCUGGAAAACCAAUCUACACACCAUCUUUUGCUUAUGGUGUGCUGAGGAGAUUCUUGCCCGAGGAGAAGGUCGAGUCUAUCAAGGGUCUAACUUUAACAGCUGAUGGAAAUGGUGCAGUAUUUGAUGUGGCUACGGAAGACUUGGAUACUUUUCUUACUGGUCAAGGAAAUGCAGCAAAUGUGAGCUUGGAGGUGUUGAAGGCAUUGCCUCGUCUACAAGAAAGAGAGCAGCAGUCAAGGGGAAGAUUUGGUGGUGGGGGUCGGGGUGGCUUUGGUGGCAGAGGUGGCAGGGGAGGUGGUUUUGGUGAUCGAAGAAAUAAUAGGUUUUCAAACAACUCUCGUGGAAGAGGAGGUUACAAAGGUGGCAACAAAUGGUGAAAUGCUUAAUAGCAUUUGGUUGUUGACUGACCCCCUUAGUAACAAGAACUUUUUGGACAAUGAAGAAAAUAUUUAGUAUGGAACAGCAGUGAUACAUACUUUGAUUUUCACCCCCUUUGUUUUUUUUUCAUCUUUGAUUUAUUUGUUGAGCCAAAGCUAAAACCAUUCCGUUUGGGGAUUUUUGCUCUCCCCACUUAUUAUAGCUUUUCUGCUACAGUUGAUGUAAUAUUUUUUAAUUUAUUGCCAAUGAAUUUCUGCCA
Tripterygium wilfordii is the source of this 2514-nucleotide messenger RNA. Its product is annotated as DEAD-box ATP-dependent RNA helicase 7-like. NCBI's taxonomy places the organism in Eukaryota, Viridiplantae, Streptophyta, Magnoliopsida, Celastrales, Celastraceae. The transcript has 14 exons. The record is from RefSeq and is a predicted model, not a curated record. Gene Ontology annotation, molecular function: helicase activity; RNA binding; ATP binding. The coding region runs from base 137 to 2254 and encodes 705 amino acids.